This is a messenger RNA of Zingiber officinale, 3514 nucleotides long. Its product is annotated as flowering time control protein FPA-like. The record is from RefSeq and is a predicted model, not a curated record. The transcript has 6 exons. NCBI's taxonomy places the organism in Eukaryota, Viridiplantae, Streptophyta, Magnoliopsida, Zingiberales, Zingiberaceae. Gene Ontology annotation, molecular function: RNA binding. Bases 175 to 3198 code for a protein of 1007 amino acids.
CCGAAGCUUUAGGGUUUCUUUUGCGUUCUUCUCCGCCUGUUUGUAGAUCCGCUCUGCGAUCGAUUUCUGCGAGCGAAUUUGUUUUAUCCUUUUUGUUGUUGACUUGUUGUGGAUUUCCUUCUGUCCCUCUCGUGUAUCUGCCAGAAAUCGUUUGGGAUUCAGGCGGAGCCGGCGAUGCCGAUCAACAAGUCUGCCGGUGUUUCUUCCGACCACCGGCGCCCAUCGUCCUCCAAGGAUCCGGAGAGCAGUGAGUCUGCCUCGAAUACUCUCUGGGUGGGGCAACUCUCCGCUGAAACCACCGAUUCAGAUCUGAUGGAUGUCUUCUCCAAGCACGGCGCCUUGGAUUGCACCACGAUGCAAUCGGCGAGAAACUAUACCUUCGUGUACUUCCGGCAAGUCGAGGAAGCCAAGGCUGCGAAGGAAGCCCUCCAAGGGAACUUGAUCCAUGGGAGCGCGAUCAGGAUUGAGUUUGCCAGACCGCCAAGAGCUGCUAAGCAGAUAUGGGUUGGUGGGUUUGAUUCAUCUGUAAGUAAGGAGCAACUUAAAGAAGAGUUUUUGCAGUUUGGUAAGAUUGAAGAGUACAGAUUUUUCAGGGAUCGAAAUUCAGCUAUUAUUGAAUAUUAUAAGUUGGAAGAUGCCAUUGCGGCUCAUAAAAAUAUGAAUGGGAAGAAGUUUUCUGGUCAACAACUACGUGUUGAUUUUCUGCGCUCCCAACCUCCUAAAAGGGAGUGGCCUGACCGCCAUGAUUUGAGGAAUGGGCAUCUGGGCAACCUAAGAUCUUUGCCAUCUGACAGCUUGAGAAAUUUUCAUAAUUCUUCUUCCCUCGGGUCUAAGUGGGAUAUGCUUCAUGGGGUGCUUCAAGAUGGUCCUCCAAGCAAUGUUCUUUGCAUAAGAUAUCCACCUCCGGUUCAGAUUGAUCAGAAGAUGCUUCACAAUGCCAUGAUUCUCUUUGGUGAAAUUGAAAUGAUAAAAUCAUUUCCAGCUAGACACUAUUCUUUUGUGGUGUUCAGAAGCAUUGAUGAAGCUAGGCGUGCAAAAGAUGGUCUGCAGGGUCGCCUCUUUAAUGAUCCUAGGAUACAGAUUCUCUACUCCAAUGAUGAACUUUUAGCAUCUGUUUCAGGUAAUUCACUUUCCUUCUAUCAAUUCAAAGUUAUAGCACAGCGAUCUGAUAUAUUUUUCAAUAUAGGCCCAUUUGGACCUCUUGAAUUGUUAGGUCAUGGUCAUCUGAUCCCACCAAAUAAUUUACUUGGCUCCCUGCAUGCUGGUAUUCUGCCUGGAACAAAUAUGGUAUCAAGGCCAUUUGGGCCACAAGGAUUAGAUCCCCGCCAUGCUGGUGCUGGGCUCCAUGAACUUGGUAUUCUUCAUCCAAAUCUCCUUGAGGUUGAUACUGGUAAAUCUAUGCCAAGGAUACGUCGGUCUCCUUCAGCUCCAGGAAUUCUUCCUUCUCCUCCAGGUAUUUUUCAAGGUGUCCGUUCCAUGCCUGAUGCAUGGGAUGGAGUUGAUAUGAGAGACCCUAAGAGGGUUAGGUUAGAUAGUCCUCCCAGCAAUGAUGAUUUUCGUCAAAGAAAAUCUGCUAGCAGCAGUAUGGAGGAGCAGCGUUUUUUGUUAUCUCAUCCAGAUAGAGGUGUUUCUAGUCGCACUCGAGUUGGUUCUGCUCCUCACCACCGCCCUAACUUGCAUUCUCCUGAUAGAGACUAUAUUUGGCGUGGUGUUAUUGCUAAAGGAGGAGCGCAUGUUUGUUAUGCUCGCUGUGUACCAAUAGGAAAGGGCAUCGAUUCACCAAUGCCUAGUGUUGUCAACUGCUCGGCUAGAACUGGAUUGGAUAUGCUCACAAAACACUAUGCUGAGGCAAUUGGUUUUGAGAUAGUUUUCUUUUUACCAGAUAGUGAAGAGGAUUUUGCUUCUUACACUGAGUUUUUAAGGUACCUUGGCCUAAAGAAUCGUGCUGGAGUUGCAAAGCUUGAAGAUGGCACAACUUUAUUUUUGGUACCUCCAUCGGAUUUCUUAACCAGUGUAUUGAAUGUGAACGGCCCUGAACGUCUGUAUGGUGUUGUUCUGAAUAUGCAGCAGCAGUCACCUGCUGCUCAACAAUCGCAAAUAGCUAUUCCUCAACCACCCCGUCAGCUUGAUCGCCGGGAAGAACCUUUGGAGAAAGGGUAUAAUUUUGUUCGCCACAAUGAAGAGCAAAUACUAAGAGGUGAUUAUAACAAUGCUUUACACGAGGAAGUGGUGCGACAUUCUGCUGUUGAAAAUUUUCCAUCAGCUCACAGGGAUGAACAACAUAUGGCACAAUUAGCACCACUUGACCAAGAUGACAAUUCUUCUUCUGCUGCUGCUUCUCAGUUGAAAGCUACCUUAACUCCAGAACUAAUAGCAACUUUAGCUUCUCUUAUACCCAGCAACAAUCAAUCAUCAGCUUCUGCUGCUCAGCUGCCAUCUAACUCAGCUGCGAGACCUACUUCAUCCUAUACCCCUGCAAUGCCUGAUGGAUCAGCUCCAUUUCAGAGUUGGAGGCAAGAGAAUCAGAUGGCUCUUUCUCUUAAUUCCAUGGAUCAACAGAAGCUGCCACCGCCUUUAGGUCAAGAUUUCAAUAGCCAGGGGCCUUCGGUCACAAAUACGGCGAUUCCAUUUCAGUUUCCACCAUUCACAAAUACGACAAGUGGGACUGAUCCUGCCACACAACCAUUUUAUGGUGGCCUUCAGAUUCAAAAUCCGAUUCUUACGAUGCAACAAGCACCUGCAGUUUCAACAAAUCAGUUGAAUAACUAUGAAACAUCACAACGUGGACAGUUUUCUGUCACGCAAAACAAUCAACUUUAUCAGUUUGAUAACACCUAUGGUAAUCGUGACAACUAUGGAAGUUCAACAAGUGUUACGGAUCCAUUUCCUUCUUUGGUUCAGCAGCAACCAAGACUUGGUUCUUCAUCUGCUCAUAGUCCAUUUGGAAAUGUAUCUCAGCACCAACCUGCCAUGUCAAUGCCAAAUAACAAAGGGAAUCUGGAGUUUACUAACCAAGGGCAGCGGCUAGAAAACAUAUUACCGGGUUCAAGCCAGGGAACAACCCAAGGUGAUGCUGACAAGAACCAGCGAUAUCAGUCAACCCUACAAUUUGCUGCUAAUUUGCUUCUCCAAAUUCAACAGCAGCAGCAACAACAAACAAAUGCUAACACUGCACCUGGAUCUGGAAACCAUCAGUGAGACUGACUUUGGUAUCAGGUUGGUCGUCAUCGAUACGCUGCUUAUCGAGGGGCAAACAAGCUAUUUGUUCGUGCGACGCGAUACCUUUGCCGAAGGUUGUUUAUGCAACGAACGAGAUUGAAAAAAAUUAACUUCUUUUGUUAAAGAAAUAAAGUUCUGUAUUUCGUGUUACUGAACCGUCGGGGACUCGUGAAUCUGUGGCUGUUAAAAUUUGGAACCAUUUUAUCCCUGUUUUUUUACCCCUCCAAAACAUGUUAUGGAAAUGUUAACGUGGCAUCGAAAAACCUUGUCGAUGCUCUUUGUUGCUUGCCAAUUA